GAUGACGUUUUGAAACCAAAAACGGGGGGAAGAAAGCAGAGCGCAUGCACAUCUAGGGUUGUCAUCAUUGAAUGACCCUUCCUUUAAUUGACCUGAUUUCUAAGCCUUCUCGAUCUAAUCGAUCGGUCUUCAUUCCACUGCUCUUCCACUCCAAGUCUGCUUUGAUUCUUCAGUUUCCACCCUCAUCUCUCAUGUGGCCGCCAUGGUUGAGAUCGCCAAGCAGGUCCCGAAACACACCACCGCCUUCUCCCGCCCGAUCCGCUGCCCGUUCACUCAGCUUCUCCUGCUCUUCCUUUAAAGACAUUCAAAGCCUCAGCCAGGAGCAGCCCGAAGCCGAACUCGCUGCCCCGAGAUCCCCCUCUCUCUUCCGCAGGGUCCGGAUCUCAACUGCCGUUCUCCGCGCGUGGGGCAGUGGCCGCAGCAGCGUGCUAUCCAAUUCCAUCGCCUUGCCUGGCUCCGACCAGCGCAUCGUCGUCUACUUUACCAGCCUGCGCGUGGUGCGCAGGACCUUCGAGGACUGCAGAGCCGUCCGAUCAAUCCUCCGCGGCUUCCGCGUCUCGAUUGACGAACGAGAUGUAUCCAUGGACGAUCGAUUCCUGGACGAGCUCCACGGGAUCCUCGGCCGUAAGAACGUGACCCUGCCGAGAGUGUUCAUCGGAGGGACAUACAUUGGCGGGGCUGACGACGUCAAGCAGCUGCACGAGAGCGGCGAAUUGAGGAGAUUGAUCGAACAGCUGCCAAGGUCGGAUCCAAACGCGUGUGAUCUCUGUGGAGGGAUGAGGUUUCUUGUGUGCGACGAGUGUAACGGGAGCCACAAGGUAUACGCGGAGAAGAGCGGAUUCAGUAGCUGUACAUCUUGCAACGUGAACGGUCUGAUCAGGUGCCCAUCUUGUUCUUCCAUGCUCCCGCGUUACACCAAAUAAUAGCCACCCCAAAUCUCGCAGCCCCAAAGGGGACGGGGAACUUAGCAAUUAGCAUUAGCAUUUUGUUCAUAACUUAAUUGUUGCUGGUCUAGAAAUUUGUCCACUUGCAAUGGGUCCUCAUGUGUAAAACAGCGGGUUUAUUAUGUAUGUAGUAGGAGCCGGCUUAAUUUGGUUGGCUUGGCUAAUCAGACUUCAAUCUUAAUUGCUUCACAUGGACUCCUCCAUAUAUGCUCAGCCUAUAGCGCUCAAAAAAAUCGUAGCGUGAUGUUUCGUAAGUGCGUCACAAACUCUAUGUCAA
Messenger RNA from Neltuma alba, 1221 nucleotides. RefSeq lists its product as uncharacterized. The transcript has a single exon. Lineage: Eukaryota; Viridiplantae; Streptophyta; Magnoliopsida; Fabales; Fabaceae. The record is from RefSeq and is a predicted model, not a curated record. Bases 72 to 923 code for a protein of 283 amino acids.